GUGGAGCUUUCGCCUGGUGGCGUGUUUGUAACGCUGCAGACUGCCUGUGUCCACAUGUAGUUCCCUCUUUUCUUUCACUUUACCAUCUGUUCGUCUAGUUUGUACCAUGUCCGUGCUCAGACUGCUCCUAAAGCUGCUAGUUUUGCUCUCGGUGCUCGCAGUAUCCGUGCUUCUCAUACAGUACUGGCUAGCCACCAAGGAACACGUUUUUAACAAGGAGGACAUUGCCAAAUUAGCCAAGCAGUACGCAGGCCAGGAUCAUGAGCAGGCCUUCUCUAAAGUGGUGGUGGAGCUGAGGAAAAGAUACCCAGGCCACAUUCUCCCUGAUGAGGACUUACAGUGGGUGUUUGUGAAUGCGGGCGGCUGGAUGGGCUCCAUGUGUCUGCUGCAUGCCUCCCUCACAGAGUACCUCCUGCUGUUUGGCACUGCGGUGGACACAGGUGGACACUCAGGGCGUUACUGGGCGGAGAUCUCUGACACUGUCAUCUCUGGUACAUUCAGGCAGUGGAAGGAGGGAACCACCAAGAGUGAAGUCUACUACCCUGGUGACUUCAUAGUGCACUCUGUGGGGGAGGCCACCUCGGUGCAGUGGAGCGCAGGCACGUGGAUGGUAGAGUACGGCCGAGGAUUCAUCCCCUCCACACUGGGCUUCGCUCUUGCAGACACUCUGUUCAGCACCCAGGACUUUGUCACCAUGUUCUACACUGUACGGGUCUAUGUCAAAGCUCUCAUGCUUGAGACGGCAACCAUGCUCACAGAGGCCGGGAUAUUCUGAGGUACGAAAAAACUGACGCAUCAGGAAGGACUUUCUCCAUUGGAAAAGUUAGUCUGUGCACAAUGAUUUACAUACAACUGUAGACAAUCAAAAGUAAGUGCAAUAGAUUCAGUCAGUUGAAAACGUUUCCUGGUCUUAAAAGUGUACUAUGCAACUUUUCUGGUGGAGAGGUCUACCACCUGCUUGUCUCCACGGAGAUGUUAUGGCUUUGAUUGAAAUAGUGAUAGUACAGCAUUAAACUAGCAUUCAUUCAUGUGCUUUUAUUGCUCACAAAUCCCUUGGAAAAAUGGCCAUCCUUACAGUGAAUGGGCUGACCUGUAACUUGGCCAGGAGAUGGUAAAUGAGUUUGUCACAUUGUGGAACAUUCCAGAAAAAGUAAUGACAUCUCCAUGGAGACAAGCAGGUAGCGGCCCCUCCACCAGAAAAGUUGCAUAGUGCUCCUUUGUUUUUAUUGACAUGCAUUUCCAUAAAGCUGUCAAACUGCCUGAUUUAAGAGGUAUAAACUAUAGAAUGCACUUACAUUAAAAUGUAUUUGUGAUUAAAAAUUCGAAUUAUUUUUAUAGCUUGUUGUCGCAUGUCAAUUUGAUAGAGGAUUUUAAGUUUUUGUUAUUUUUUUCCCCACAUUUUUGUUUUUUGCAAGAACAUUUAUUUCUCGUUGUACCAACUUCAGCUCCCACUGCAUACGCAGACUUCAUUUGCAUACGCCUUGUCUCAUCACAUCUAAUUUUGUCUUGAACCAAAACCUGCACGAAUAAUACAAACUAUAACUAUUUAUUAUGAAAAAAUUGGCUGGGAAGUUAGAAAGUACUUCAGUCUUCAGUGUUUAAUGUUUAUACUUUGCACUAACCCCAAAGAGGGCGCUACCACGCUACCACCAGCCUAGUCGAGAAAACACUAUAGUUUUUAAAUGUCUUAAUUUUCUACAUUACUACUGAAACUGCCUCAUCCGCUCUGUGAUUUUUAUCUUGAUUUUGUAACGGUGAAACAUAUCAGGUAUUUGUAGAUUAGGAAAUGGGUAAUAAUGCUAAAGACAUGUUUGUACCAAAAUACAGUUUCUCUGGGUGUGACAGUUAAACAAGAACUGUGUUUUAAUGUUCAUCAUGUAAGAAAUGAAUAAAUGUUUUG
Periophthalmus magnuspinnatus is the source of this 1900-nucleotide messenger RNA. RefSeq names its product sigma non-opioid intracellular receptor 1 (gene sigmar1). The coding region runs from base 107 to 775 and encodes 222 amino acids. The transcript has 5 exons. Gene Ontology annotation, cellular component: endoplasmic reticulum. Lineage: Eukaryota; Metazoa; Chordata; Actinopteri; Gobiiformes; Gobiidae. The record is from RefSeq and is a predicted model, not a curated record.